AUGAGCCAGUAUGACCGCACACCGGUGAUAAGAGGCAAGUUGGAAACACCGGAAGCCAGGAUCAAAUCUCCUACGUCAGAGAAGGCUUUCGCGACACCAUUGCCGUCUCGGGUCUCUGAUUUAGACCCGAAGUCAUUUCACAGCAAAACGUCAUAUCCGAGCAAUGUCCCAAGCCAGCCGAAGGCGUUUAGCAAUAGCCGCAACCACAAACUGUCCCCUCCACCCGGUCCGCCACAUGGCCCGAAGACUCUUCCGUCGCAUCCUCGCGCAUCAAAUAUUUCACUCUUGUCUGCUCCGACAAGGCCUCGCGGAAGCUCAAAUUUCAAAGAUAGUGGCUGGGCAAGCACCUCCUUGCGUCGUGGGCCUGGGCUUACUGGGUCCCAUGGAACUGCGCCUCGAAGUAAUCACUUACCAGUCCCUGUUGCUGAACCUCAACGUUCCCGCUCCGGCCGUCAUAAUAGCGUGCCAACAACCCCCUCACAAGCCCCCAGGCACUCCAAAUAUCUCACAGGUCUCGGCACAAUUUUACCCGGAGGUAAACUUGCGCCGCUCGACAUUGAGGCCACGACAGAGAAACGUCUCUCCCAGCUCGAGGCAGAUAAGGACCGGCUGUUUCAGCAAAUUACAGAGGGCCAGAAGUUGAAGCGUGCCGGUUUACGGGACUGGGAUAGACUAGAUAGGGAAAGUACAAUUUGUGCUCUGAGAAGCGAAUUGGCUGAAGGGUAUCUACAAUGCAUUACAGAUACUGAAGGUAUACUUGGCAGGGCCUUGUUUUGA
Messenger RNA from Aspergillus mulundensis, 777 nucleotides. RefSeq lists its product as uncharacterized. NCBI's taxonomy places the organism in Eukaryota, Fungi, Ascomycota, Eurotiomycetes, Eurotiales, Aspergillaceae. The record is from RefSeq and is a predicted model, not a curated record. The coding region runs from base 1 to 777 and encodes 258 amino acids. The transcript has a single exon.